This is a messenger RNA of Anneissia japonica, 1986 nucleotides long. RefSeq names its product centrosomal protein of 57 kDa-like. Bases 84 to 1256 code for a protein of 390 amino acids. Gene Ontology annotation, cellular component: centrosome. The transcript is spliced from 8 exons. The record is from RefSeq and is a predicted model, not a curated record. NCBI's taxonomy places the organism in Eukaryota, Metazoa, Echinodermata, Crinoidea, Comatulida, Comatulidae. Gene Ontology annotation, molecular function: identical protein binding; microtubule binding; gamma-tubulin binding.
ACACUAUUUUGAACUUUUUGGAGAGACAACAAACACCGGAUGAUAUGUGAAUUUAGUGUUUGUUAAAUAACAAAUUUUGGACAAUGUCUGAGAAAUUUAUGCCGCCGAUGUCGUCAUAUCAACUAGGCCUAGGUACAGACAUAAAGGACUAUUCCCUCCGCAAUGAGUCCGUCUCAUCCUAUCAUGACUAUCCACACAGACGGCCAUUAUUGGAUGAUCAGUAUGCACCAGGACGAUCACCUAGAAACAUUCGCGCUGUUCCAGAAAGUAACAGCCGUGCUAUUAUAUCAGCACUCCGUGGACUACAAGACAAGAUACGAAGGCUGGAAUUAGAGCGCACUCAAGCUGAACAGAACCUGAAGUCCAAUAAAAUUCGAGAACUUGAGGACAAGGUUCGUGAGGAACGUCAUCAUCGUAAGUUGGUUCAAGAAAAAGCAGCAGAGCUUCAAACUGUAGCAGAAACAAAUCGUAUAUUAUUAUCCUCAAAUGCACAAACUCAACCAGCAAAAGCAAAGAAGAAAAAGAAACGAAAGAUGGUCCAAUCCUGCACAAGUGGGAAAGCAAAGCCACCAACAACAACUACUGCCGUAACUACUACAAGUCACUACAGGCCAAACUUUAGGAAUCUUCCAUUUGUUGCGGGGACAUCGACGACCCCAAGUCAUUCAUUAAGUUCCAAUCUGCAGAGUGUGUUAGCCAUGUUGAAGACCCACAACCCAGCCUGGUGUAACAAUGGCCCUCUAAUAAAACGAGCCCAUAGCAGCAAUGGUGUUGUACGACGACGACCAUCAGUAUCAUCCUCCAUGUCCUCGGAGGGUGACCUUGCUGACCUUAUGCUUGGAUUGCAGGAUGAAUUCGCUCAAAUGGGGUUUGAACAUCAAGAACUAGCUCGUCAAAUUCAGGAUACAGAUGACCGACAUUUGAGGGAGGACCUAGAGCGAGAACUUGAGCAGUUAGUGAUGAGAAUGGAGGCCAAAGGAGAACAGAUUGCUAAAUUGAAGCGACACAAAUCAAAGUCUUUAGAAACUACGAAGAAAACAACAAAGAAGCGUGCAAACAGUCGUUCUGCUUCUGUUUCAAUACCUUCAAGUUCAAACAGUGCUGAAGUGCAGGUCAUCACAACGGUUAAGACCAAAGGGUCAAGGGUGCAACCAAUCACAGUCAGGAAUCAACCAGCUAGACAAAACCAAAAACUGCUCAGGGAUAUACAGACGUUGCAGACGUCACUCAGACGCGAUGAUAUUAGUUGGGAUUAGAAUUAUCAUCUGUGAAUAUAUGGUCCUUGAUGGCUAUAGCAGUACAUUAUGUGAAUGUUCAUAAUGACAUGUGAUUUAAAGAUGUCUACUAUGAACAGUAUGAAAAGGUCUUCCUGAAAUAUAUAUUAGCAAACACACUCAAUACUAAGUGCCUAUUAUCAAUAACAAUCAUUGUAGCUUUGAAAGUACAGUAUACCAAAAAUACAAAAAAAAAUAAUACAGUAUUUCCAUUACAUAAUGUAUGGUUGUAGCUGUAAUGUUAGAAUUUUAAAUAAUGCAAUCAUUAAAUCUCUUGAAGUAUUAUAACUAAGUGCCUGUACUCUCACUAAAGAUUAUUGGUGCUACCAUUAUAUUAUUUAUUAUUAGUUCAUUUUAUUAAGCUUUAUAUUAGAAAAGCUUCCUUAAAAUAAUAUACAAUAUAAUUUGGUAAAUAUUUUGAAAGAUUAAUGCAUUUAAAGAUGGAAUGAAUGUUUUUUUAAAUGCAUGUAUAAAAGUAAUGUAGAGUGUAAUAAUAUAAAGUACAGUAGUAUUUUGUGAUACGUGUGUUAGUGCUUACAUCAAUUGUAUUUGUGUUUAUGAUGUUGAACUAUGUCAACCAAAAUAAUGAACUACUGCUGAAGAAUUACUAAGAUAAAAUUUGACUAGAUUUCUGGCUUAUGAAGAUCACCGUUUGUACACAAUAUCAGAAAAGUACAUUUAUUAUGAGUCAAAUAAAAAUUGAUCAGUACAA